Molecule: messenger RNA, 720 nt
Organism: Malassezia japonica
Lineage: Eukaryota; Fungi; Basidiomycota; Malasseziomycetes; Malasseziales; Malasseziaceae
Exons: 3
Coding region: 1-720 (239 amino acids)
Source: RefSeq, a predicted model, not a curated record
AUGCGCACGGCCGAGCCAGGGAUGCAUGUGCCGUCGACGCGGGGGCGCAAGCGGAAGAAUCCGCUCCAGCCCUCGGCCUGGGACCCAGCCAGUGCCGCGAGGUCCAAUAUGCCGCGCGCAUCGGGCAUGCCGGGGCAGCAGACGCCGAUCGUGAAGCGGCCCUACUACAACCUCGUGUUUGGCACCGAGCAGGACGAGGACGUGGCCGACUCGCUCGUCGACACGCUCGACGUAAUCACACCGCGCGACCUCGCUGCGGCGCGGUAUGCACAGAACCACGAGCUACUGGAAAAGGUGUUUGGUCCGCACCGCAUGGAUGCGAUGCAGCCGCCUACGUCGCCGUAUGCACACACCAGCAAGAAGCAGCUCGAAGACCAGCUUGCGCCGAUCGAUGCAGAGAUCGCGGCUAUGCAAGAAGCACACAAGGAACGUCUCGCUGCGCUCCAGGCCGAAUCACGGCCGGACGACGAAGAGGGGGGAGAGGCGUGGGAGCAGGCGCCGAGCCAGGGAAAGAUCCUCGGUAUCGGCCACAUCCGCACACCGCCUUCGCCCGAGAUCGCCGCGCAGCUUGCCGCACGCCGUGAGGCGGCGCCGCCCGCCGAGCCCGACGCGACGACCACGGCGUCCAUUGCGCAGAUAAACGAGGCACACGGCGUCGAGGCGCCGGCCGAGCCGGCACCUCCUGCAGCUCCGCAAGAGGCCACCGAGGGCGAGUCGUAG